AUGAAAUUCAUUAUUCUUGCCCUUGCUAUGCUUCUUGCAAUCUCAUUUGUUGCAGCACAUAAUCCACAAUUCCCAGUUUCCAUUCAACACAAAUUGGUUGGAUCAUGGAAUGACGGUUCCAGAGGCGGCGAGGUAUUUGCUCAAUUUGACAUUACUGUCACCAACGAUGGCCAAAAGAAUAUCAAACAAAUUGUCAUUGGAACUGAUGCCACCUGUAGAUUGAGAGACUCCACCUCGAUCUGGAAUGUUCAAGUUAUUGAUGGUCCAUUUGUUGAUUUCCUCAUUCUCCCAAGUUACCAAGACAUCAAUGCUGGUGCCUCUUAUACCUUUGGUUACAUUAUCCAUGGAACUGCUCAAGCCAACUUGUUUGUCAAGAGUGUCAUCUAUGCUUAA
Molecule: messenger RNA, 393 nt
Organism: Cavenderia fasciculata
Lineage: Eukaryota; Evosea; Eumycetozoa; Acytosteliales; Cavenderiaceae
Gene: staA
Product: cellulose-binding domain-containing protein
Exons: 1
Coding region: 1-393 (130 amino acids)
Biological process (GO): extracellular matrix organization
Cellular component (GO): extracellular matrix
Molecular function (GO): extracellular matrix structural constituent; hydrolase activity, hydrolyzing O-glycosyl compounds; polysaccharide binding
Source: RefSeq, a predicted model, not a curated record